CGUUAAUUGAAUUCUCGGACGUGUUUGAAAGGAAACUGAACUCCGUCGUUCUUUGGCCUUCGCCAGCAGAUCUUCGCCAUCUCGAAAGGCUUUGAUGAUCUCUUCUGGGUUGCAUCCAACCAAAAUCUGAAGUUUCUAAUCGAUUCCCGAAACCCUAACUGAGCCAUAGGUUUCCACUGCCGGAGCCAGAUGAAGAUGCCGAAGUGGAGUUUCUUGGUUUCGAUUCUAUUGGGGCUUAUGUCCACCGUUGCUUACUCGAUGCGAUUCGAUCUUCAAUCGGGCGCCACCAAAUGCAUUUCCGAUGACAUUAAGACCAAUGCUAUGACUGUCGGCAAAUAUUCGGUGGUUAAUCUCAACGAUGGUUUUCCUGUCCCCGAAUCCCACAAGAUCACUGUCAGGGUGAGUUCGCCUCAAGGCAACACGUAUCAUAAUUCGGAUAAUGUGGAGACGGGUAAUUUCGCGUUCACUGCGGCCGAGUCCGGUGAUUAUACUACUUGCUUUUGGGCCCCGGAACACAAGCCCCCAGCCACAGUAACAGUUGAUUUUGAUUGGAAGUCCGGUGUUUCUUCUAGGGAUUGGUCCAAGGUUGCUAAGAAAGGGCAGAUUGAAAUAAUGGAACUCGAGUUGAAGAAGUUGUAUGACACUGUCAUCUCCAUACAUGAUGAGAUGUUUUAUCUCCGUGAAAGGGAGGAGGAAAUGCAGCAGCUGAAUAGAGCAACUAACGCAAAGAUGGCCACCUUCAGUUUCCUAUCACUUGGAGUUUGCUUGUCUGUGGCUGGUUUACAGUUAUGGCAUCUCAAGACAUAUUUUGAAAGGAAGAAGUUGCUGUGAUUCUUUCCUCCCAUAUAAACUCUCUCCCCCUCUAAUUUUUCUGAAAAUUUUUUUCGUUCUUUUUUUUCCUCAUUUUUUUAAAGAAUUAAUUUUGUUGUUUAGACGUGACAACUUAUGUUGGACUUGAAUUGCUAAGCAUUUGUGGACUCUGAAGAACACUCGCAGUUGGAAAUUUGAAAGGGAAAUAUGCACAUGAUAAUAUUUUUUACUUUGAAAAA
Messenger RNA from Momordica charantia (bitter melon), 1049 nucleotides. RefSeq names its product transmembrane emp24 domain-containing protein p24delta9. The record is from RefSeq and is a predicted model, not a curated record. NCBI's taxonomy places the organism in Eukaryota, Viridiplantae, Streptophyta, Magnoliopsida, Cucurbitales, Cucurbitaceae.